This is a messenger RNA of Prosopis cineraria, 940 nucleotides long. RefSeq lists its product as uncharacterized. Lineage: Eukaryota; Viridiplantae; Streptophyta; Magnoliopsida; Fabales; Fabaceae. The record is from RefSeq and is a predicted model, not a curated record. The transcript is spliced from 5 exons. The coding region runs from base 152 to 763 and encodes 203 amino acids.
AAAAGAAACCGAAUGGGCGGCAAGAGCGAGUGCGAACCAUGUGGAGCAACUAAACGACGCCGUUGCCUGAUGGAAAAUCCAUCAUCAGACAUUUCCGGGUGAAGGAGAAAAUACGAGAUCGAACAAAGUCUGCAUAGCCGGGGAAUCAAGGAUGGCUGGAGCUCGCAUCUUAAGCAAGUCACAGUGCCGCUCUAUCUUCUCCUCAGCGCAGGUCCAUGCCUCCUGGAUGGAGAAGGUUAAGGGCGUCUUCACCGGCCAAAAGACCACUUCCGAUUCCAACGAAUCCGAAAUCAGCUCCGAUUCGUUCACUCUCCUCCGCUUUGCGGAUGAAAUGAAGAAAGCAAGAAGAGUGGGGGCGUUCAAGCAGUAUAUAGUUGGCCGAAGUAGUGAAGCGACCUUUGCUGAUGCGUUCGAGAAACAGGAAGCAAUAAUUCGAUGUUUAGCAGGUUUUGACCCCACUGGAGAGAAUCUCCAGGCCGUUCAAAAACAAGAAGCAGCAAAACAUUGUAAUUGCACAAUUUCUGAUGUGGAAAAUGCACUUUCGAAGUUUACUUGGGCUAAAGAAGCACAAAAGAAGAUAGAGAAGCUCAAGGAAGAAGGAAAACCAAUGCCAAAAAGCAUAGCUGAGGUGCAAAAGCUGGUGGGUUCAACUCCAUUGGAUUUGGCUAGGUCUAAUUUGGCCAAAAGUGGACAAGUUAGUAGGAACGCGCUCUGUCCAUGUGGUUCCAAGAAGAGAUACAAGCGGUGCUGUGGAAAGGAUUGAGGUAAUUCAGAAGUUACCUAUUGAACAAAUACCGGAUGCGCAUUACGGCUAGCACGCUUGCGGGAAACUGAUGCUACCUUGGGAUCAUCAUUCCUGAAUUAGAUGCUUACACUUUUCAAAUUUUUUGAGGUGCAUGUGGCGGUUAUGAAUUGACGGAAAGCGAUUUUGUUGAGUUAA